GGUCUAGAACUGGGUCUGAAUCCAGAUCUGGAGAGGAGAGGAAGGUGGGGUCUGGAUCUGGAACCGGGUCUAGGUCUGGGUCUGGACCCGGAGGGGAGUAAGGGAAAUGGGGUCUAGAUCUGGGUCUGAGACUGGAAUGGGGUCAUGGGGGUGAGAGGGAGGUGGGGUCUAGAUCUGAAUUGGAUUGGAUCUGGUCUGGGUCUGGACCUUCAUCUGGGUCUGGGUUCAGAUUUGGGAGGUGGGGUCUGAACCUAGAUCUGGAUCUAGUUCUGGGGCUGGGGCUGACUACAUCCAGCCCAAUCUCUGCCUUGACUGUGAAGCCAGGGGCUGGAGCAGCCACAGAGCCAACAGAGAAUGGCUUGGGACUGGAUUGGCUUUGGCUAUGCAGCACUGGUUGCAUCAGGAGGAAUAACUGGUUAUAUUAAAGCAGGUAGUGUCCCAUCACUAGCUGCUGGUCUUCUCUUUGGCAGUUUAGCUGGACUAGGCGCUUACCAGCUGUCUCAGGAUCCAAAGAAUGUGUGGCUUUCCCUGGUUGCAUCUGGAACAUUGACUGCAGUUAUGGGAAUAAGAUUUUUCAACUCUGGAAAAUUCAUGCCUGCAGGAUUAAUUGCUGGUGCCAGUCUGUUAAUGGUUGGGAGACUUGGUCUGAAGAUGAUGGAAAAGCCACACGAUGAAUAACUGUGCAUAUGAUGUCACCUGAUAUGUGUACAGAAAGUGUGAAAGCGCAGCUGCCUGAAGAUGCUACACAAAAUGAACAGAGAAUAUGCAACCAUUUCUAAUAUCAAAUAAUAAUGUGAUUUUUUUGAAUUACUUUUUUUUGUACUAAGAAAAUUGAUUGGAGGGAUUUUUUAUAUACAAAAUGUCAUUUAUAUCGAGUCAGUCAGUAAUCUCUAUUGCAUGCUAAGAAAUUGAGUUAGUGUUAAUUUAAUUUUGCUGAUACGUUUUGCAAUGUAACCCUCCCACUUUGUUUGUCACUCAGAAAAUGUAUUGCAACAUUUUAGAAGGAAGGGAAACUUGGAGCCAAUGCAAUCAUAAAGAAAAUACCCACAUUAGGCCAGAAGGAGUACUUGCCCAAAUACAACACAGUCCAUAUGUAUGUCUUCUUUCAUAAUGAGUACCCAAACCAUGGAUAAGGAUGUGUCUGUAUAACACGCUAAUAUUUUUCUUCAACUUGUAUUGCAAAAUUAUGUUAAGCAAAAUGACAUUUAAGGAGACUGAUUUUAUUAUUAUUAUUUUUGUACUAGGAAAAACAGGAUUAGUAUUGCAAAACUCUUUCUGAUUGGGUAAUAUUGUGUCUGUUUUGUCUGUUUUCUUUCUUGUGUCUUUCCAAUGCAUAGCUAUCCACAUGCAGUCCUUGAUCACAUGUAAAAGACUCACCUCUUUAAGUGGAGGAGGAGAUGGAAUGAAGUAUGUGUACUCUGUUAACACUGCAUUAAAGCCUCUGUAAGAGGAUGCCUCUAUAGUAGAUUAUUUAAAUAAGCUGUGCUUCGGUUCAUGAACCAUUAAAAUGAGUCUAAAAUAUA
Molecule: messenger RNA, 1523 nt
Organism: Alligator sinensis (Chinese alligator)
Lineage: Eukaryota; Metazoa; Chordata; Crocodylia; Alligatoridae
Product: transmembrane protein 14C-like
Exons: 5
Coding region: 355-678 (107 amino acids)
Biological process (GO): regulation of heme biosynthetic process
Cellular component (GO): mitochondrial membrane
Source: RefSeq, a predicted model, not a curated record